Trypanosoma grayi is the source of this 1068-nucleotide messenger RNA. RefSeq lists its product as hypothetical. Gene Ontology annotation, cellular component: cytoplasm. The transcript has a single exon. The coding region runs from base 1 to 1068 and encodes 355 amino acids. Gene Ontology annotation, molecular function: phosphatase activity. The record is from RefSeq and is a predicted model, not a curated record. Lineage: Eukaryota; Euglenozoa; Kinetoplastea; Trypanosomatida; Trypanosomatidae.
AUGUACCACCGCGCGGGCAAUCAAACAUGGACACCACCACCUAACUUCGCCAUGGUCGAAGCAGGCAUCUACCGUAGCGCCUACCCAACGCUUGCCGCUGUGCCGUACUUAAAGCACAUUGGCAUCAAGACGGUCGUGUUGCUUUCCAUUGAGCUGCUCCCCGGACCCGUUGCGCAGGCUCUCUCCAGCACAAGUCCUACUGUACGGACUGCUGCUAGCACAGAUGCUCCUCGCGCUUGGAAAGAAGAUGCUCACGCCGCACCACCCAUUCGUGUCGUGUACAUUGCAGACUUAACAGAAUGGAUGAAUGAAUACUCAUGGUCGAGAGACGACUUUGCUGUUUCUGAUGUGCAACAUGCCCUUGACUUUGCCCUGCAAACAGAUUUCCAACCUGUCCUUUUCGCCUGCCCGACUGGGGAGAUGCAGACAAGUGUUGUUGUGGGCUGCAUGCGACGCUAUCAAGGUUGGACGGUUGCUGCGGCUCUCGCGGAGUGCCAGCUGUUUGUAAAUGUAAGCAAACGUGUUCGCUCUAGUGUUAUGAGUUUCAUUGAGCGAUGGGACCUCGGCGAGCGGCCUGUGCGGGAGACGGACAUUGCUAGCCGAAAGCGGGAGCUCCUGUUGCGUGAACGGCAACACGAGCACUACCAGCGGCGGCGUCGCAAAGGCGCUACGCACACAACAACCGAUACAGACUCCGAAAAUGAGGAUGCCAUGUCACGUGACUCGGCGGCGAAAGCGGGGCGGAGGGGCAUCCCGGAAUCGACGUCGGCGCACCGCGAGGACAGUGCAACAGGAAAGCGGUCCGUGCACACGGUAAAGAUUAGCGAGGAUGGCGUCUCAGGUUCGGCGUCACCGGCGCCAGUGCUGCUGGCUCCGUGGUACAUCGCUACCCUCGCCCGGCGUGAGGCUCUCGCGGAUGCCAUUCGCGCAGCGCGGGCGAAAGUCCGUGGUCCGCGGGACCCUCUGCCGGAACCGCAUGUGCGGUACUUUGGUGUGCGGAACCCCCCAGCGCUCGACGAGCGUUCGACGUUCACGAAGGAGUCCGUCGUGGAGGAGGACGACGACUGA